ACAGGGACUCUGAGCGUGGCCGGGCUCGGAGGGAACCCGCCACGGAGUGUGGGGUCUGCAGCCCUGUCGUCUCCCGCGUCCCCUGCCUGGCCUGCCGCCCCCGGCCCCCUGACAGCUGGGUUUCCGCAGGCUGGUGCCUACCCGGCGCGGCCCGGCGCUUCCUUGCCUACUGCGUUUGAAUGACCCGAAAAUUUAAGAUGAUUUUAUUCUGGAUUGACAGUUUGGGUUCGAACGCCUUCAAAAAGGGCGCCUCGAGUAGUUGUCAGACGCCUGUGUACUGUAUACGCCCUCUCCGCGCGUUCUGGCUACUUCCUUUCACCGCCUCCUCGAAUUACCCCUUCCUGAGUCCUCCCAGCCGCCUUCCCUUGUUUGUGAAUGCGACGUUCCCUCCGCAGAGUUCUGCUCAUCUGAGUGUUGUCUCCACAGCGAAGUUGCUGGCCCGGGAAAGGGUUCCUGUUUCGAUCCACAUAGGCUUCUGUCAAGGGGUGCAGGGAUGCCCAGAGCAUCCCUUUUCAGUUAGCUCUGAUGGACUGUGCUGGGUUUACCAAACUUCUUGGUCCUGAUGUCUGACCAUGGAGAUGUGAGCCUCCCACCCGAAGACCGGGUGAGGGCUCUCUCGCAGCUGGGCAGUGCAGUGGAGGUGAAUGAAGACAUUCCACCCCGUCGCUACUUCCGCUCUGGAGUUGAGAUGAUUAGAAUGGCAUCCAUUUACUCUGAAGAAGGCAACAUUGAACAUGCCUUCAUCCUCUAUAACAAGUAUAUCACGCUCUUUAUUGAGAAACUGCCAAAGCAUCGAGAUUACAAGUCGGCUAUCAUUCCUGAAAAGAAAGAUACAGUAAAGAAGUUAAAGGAAAUUGCAUUUCCCAAAGCUGAAGAGCUGAAGGCAGAGUUGUUGAAACGAUAUACCAAAGAAUAUGCACAAUACGCUGAAGAAAAGAGGAAGGAGGCAGAGGAAUUUGCCCGAAACAUGGCCAUCCAACAAGAGCUGGAAAAGGAGAAACAGAGGGUAGCCCUACAAAAGCAGCAGCAGUUGGAGCAGGAACAGUUUCAUGCCUUUGAGGAAAUGAUCCGGAACCAGGAACUAGAAAAGGAGCGACUAAAAAUUGUACAGGAGUUUGGGAAGGUGGACCCUGGCCAAGGAGGUCCGCUGGUACCUGACUUGGAAAAGCCCUCGUUAGAUGUGCUCCCCACCUCGCCUGUUUCAUCCACACAGCCUGCAGACUGUAAUUCAGCCCUAAGGCCGGCCAAGCCACCAGUAGUGGACAGGUCCUUGAAACCUGGAGCACUGAGCAACUCUGAAAGUAUUCCUACAAUCGAUGGGUUGCGUCAUGUGGUGGUGCCUGGAAGGCUGUGCCCACAGUUUCUUCAGUUAGCCAGUGCCAACACUGCCCGGGGAGUAGAAACCUGUGGAAUUCUCUGUGGAAAACUGAUGAGGAAUGAAUUUACCAUUACCCACGUGCUCAUCCCCAAGCAAAGUGCUGGGUCCGAUUAUUGCAACACAGAGAAUGAAGAAGAACUCUUUCUCAUACAGGACCAACAGGGCCUCAUCACACUGGGCUGGAUUCAUACGCAUCCCACACAGACUGCCUUUCUUUCCAGUGUUGACCUGCACACUCACUGCUCCUACCAGAUGAUGUUGCCAGAGUCAAUAGCCAUCGUCUGCUCCCCCAAGUUCCAGGAAACUGGAUUCUUUAAAUUAACUGACCAUGGACUAGAGGAGAUUUCUUCCUGUCGCCAGAAAGGAUUCCAUCCACACAGCAAAGAUCCACCUCUGUUCUGUAGCUGUAACCAUGUGACUGUUGUGGACAGAGCAGUGACCAUCAUGGACCUUCGAUGAGAAUUUGACUCACACACCUGAGAACUGUAAACCUUAUCUGUGUACUGUAGCCCCUUGAUCUGAGCUUUCCAGGAAGAUCUGGAAGCUUUUUAAGACAGAAUAAGACCUGGAUAUCACUUGGGGAAGAACUGAUUUUCUGUAUCAGUUUGAAAUGAAGAAACUGGAUAUGUCUUUUUAGACAAAUCUGGAAAGGAUCAUGAUCACAGAAAAGCCAACUAACUUGAAAAUUAAAUUGAGAGACUGGUAUAAUCAAGACUCACAUACCUUUCUUUCUAGAUUCACAAAUUGUUCACUUUCUGUUGCUCUCGUCUGUCUUCUAAUUUCCCUGCCAACUUGUUUAUUAUCUACCUUCGGACUAAAUGAGAGCGUCUCUGCAGAAAUUUGAAGCCAUUUAGAAAUGCUUUGGGAUUGUCCUUCAGUUUAGGCAACUGAUUACCAGGGGGAGGAGCAGAUGGUGAGGCUCAGGAACCCUGAAGAAUGAUGUUAUCAGAAAUUAUGUUAUUUAACAAACACUUCAGGAUAUUUUUCCUCUAUAAUAAAGUAAUACUAAACUUA
Molecule: messenger RNA, 2392 nt
Organism: Octodon degus (degu)
Lineage: Eukaryota; Metazoa; Chordata; Mammalia; Rodentia; Octodontidae
Gene: Stambp
Product: STAM binding protein
Exons: 10
Coding region: 563-1837 (424 amino acids)
Biological process (GO): protein K63-linked deubiquitination
Cellular component (GO): endosome; cleavage furrow
Molecular function (GO): metal-dependent deubiquitinase activity; protein binding; K63-linked deubiquitinase activity
Source: RefSeq, a predicted model, not a curated record